ACACAUCCCUUAUUUUGCCAUUGUGAAUUAUAAAAAUUGGUGUAAAAAAAAGGUGCAAAGUGAAAAAAUCAACUUCGGUCUUCGCUUCGUAAUUUUUCCUGCAAAAAUUCGUAUCAAAAAACGAUACAAAAUUGACGAAAUAAACGCGGCAAUCAAGCCAAGAAGCCACAUUCUUCUUCAAUUCCACAAAAUUCACAAAGAAUGGCAACAAAUAACUAUUUCCCAUAUAGCGGAGCACAAUACGGUGCUGCCGCAUCCAGUCCCCCAGUCGGCUACUCCGCCAACCAAACUGGCUAUGCAGUAACAUCAGCUACGCCCACAACCUACAAUGCCCAACGAACGGGCUACGAUCAGGGCUAUACCACAGCCGCCGGAGGCAAUGCCAGUUCAUUUGCAACCGGCGGCGCAGCCGGUGCGUCAUCCAAUUACGGCUAUGACUACAAUCGCACCUUACAAUCAUAUGAUUCAUCCAAAACCUAUUACCAACAAGCUGCGAGCUAUUCGAGUGCCCCAACUGUCUCCAAAACUCAUUAUUCUGCUCCCCCGGUAAGAAAUCCCACUCCGGCUGCUGCCGCUAAGAUGGCAGCCAAUUCCUCAGCGGCCAAUGGAGCCAAAGACAAGGCUAAUGCUGGUGCCAAGCCGGCAGCAACAGCAGCCGCCACAGUAGCUCCGUCUUACUCCAAUUACGAUGCUGCUUUGUAUAGCGCAGCUACAAUGUAUGUUGCCCAGCAGCACAAUAAGACACCAACAACAAAUAGCAAUUGGCAACCGUUUAAAAAGCAAGGUGGUGCCACUUCGGGUAGUCAUAAAAUGAGAGCUAAAGCUCCUCCUCGUCCUCAGCAACUUCAUUAUUGUGAAGUUUGCAAAAUUAGUUGUGCUGGGCCACAAACCUAUCGCGAGCAUUUAGAAGGGCAAAAGCAUAAGAAGCGAGAGGCUAGUCUCAAGAUGCAAGCUAGUGCCACUACAACCACACAGAAUCGUGGUAACAGUUAUCACUGUGAGCUCUGUGACGUCACUUGUACUGGGAACGACGCCUACGCUGCCCAUGUCCGGGGCUCGAAGCAUCAGAAAGUUGUAAAGCUUCACCAAAAACUGGGUAAACCCAUUCCCUCGGAUGACCCUAAGAAAAUGAGCAAGAUAAACUUUGUUCCAGCUGGAGCCGAGGUUAGUGACUCGGCCAGCAAAGAUGGGGUAGUUGCUGUCGAAGGUGGAUCUGAGAGUUCACCCACGAAAUCGACCGCUGGCGAGGAUAGCAGUGCUGCCUCAGAUAAUAUCAAGCCAGUUGGUGUAGAGUACAUUGAGGAGAUGAAAGACGAUGAGGGUAAGAUCCUCAGUUUCAAUUGCAAACUGUGCGAUUGCAAAUUUAAUGAUCCCAAUGCCAAGGAGAUGCACAUGAAGGGACGUCGUCAUCGACUGCAAUACAAACGUAAAGUCCAACCGGAUCUCGUAGUUGAUUAUAAACCAACUCUGAGGCAUCGGCGUUUGGCUGAUGCUCGGGCACAAAGAGCAAUGAUGCAGGCAGAGUUUGGCAAUAGCAGGCGGGGAAGCAAUUUCGGAACUAAUGACGAAUCUGGUGACGGGAUGAUGUAUUGGGAUGAACGUCGUCGAUUUGACGAUGAAUUCGAUUAUGGCAAUUGGAUGCAGAGGGGUUUCCAAGGUGCCGGGCCGAGAGGUGGGCCGUUCUUGGGUCGAGGAGGAGGUGGUCCGCCUGGACAUCCAUUCUUUGGGAUGAUGCCGGGUCGUAGGCCGGAAAGUACUGACGAUCGCCAUGCAAUAGCUAGACACGCUGAAAUCUAUCCCAAAGAGGAAGAAUUGAAAACCAUCCAGAAGAUUGUAUCAAACACAGAACGGGCUUUGAAGUUUGUAUCUGAUGUGUUUGAAGAGAGUUCUCAGGAAAAUAACAAGAACACAGCCACAAGUGGGGAAAAGAAGCCAGAUGAAAAGUGUGCCAAUAUCAAAGAUGGCCGCGACAAUCAAAUGUUUUCGUUUCAAAAAGAAAACGAAAAUGGAGCCAAUACUCCACGUUUGCUUAAAGGAGUCAUGCGAGUGGGUUACUUGGCUAAGGGUCUUUUACUCCAGGGUGACAGCUUAGUUGAGUUGGUUGUACUGUGCUCGGAGAAGCCAACUUUGGGCCUAUUAAAUCGUGUGGCCGAUGAACUGCCAGCCAAAUUAAAAGAAGUAUCAUCCAGCAAUAAUGCCAAUGAGGCUGAAUAUCGAGUCGAAUUGGCGAUAAAAGAUUCAGCUAUCCUCGUCUCGGAUGAAUCAGUUUCGGUGAAGAUUUGUCUUACAUCUCCUUUACUACGGGAAUCUCAAGAUGCCACUGGAGGAGGUGAUGAUUCACAAGAUUUGCCCCAAAAACCGUCUGAUUUUCUGCCACGCGAACCUUGUUUACAGGCUUUGGCUGAGCUACGUCAUGCCAAAUGGUUCCAGGCUAGAGCAACUGGAUUGCAAUCGUGUGUAAUGGUCAUUCGUAUUUUGAGGGAUUUAUGUCAACGGGUGCCCUCUUGGCAGGCCAUUAACCAGUGGGCUCUGGAGCUCCUUAUCGAGAAGGUAAUUUCUUCGGCCGGGUUUCCCCUUAGUCCAGGUGAUUGCCUGCGACGCAUUAUGGAAGCCAUUUCUACAGGUCUGCUUAUAAAUGGACCCGGUAUUCUGGAUCCAUGUGAAAAGGAACAUCGUGAUGCCCUCGAUGGGCUUACCAAACAGCAACGCGAAGAUUUAACAGUCUCCGCUCAGCAAUUCCUCAGGCUUAUUGCAUUUAGACAGAUCUUCAAAGUUCUCGGCAUGGACCAAUUGCCGGUGGUUAAGUUCCCCAUGCGUCCAUGGCGCAUUAAUCGUAAACGUCGUCGCUCAGUCGGUGAUGGUAACAAUGAUGGAGGUGAUGACAAGCCCGAAGAGAAGCUAAUCAAGAAGGAGAAUGGUGGUUCUGAUUAAAUUCGCAAAACCUCCUCCACACAUACAAUUUAACAAAAAAUUGGGUAUUUUUUUUUUUUUUUUUUUUAAUAUUUAAGGUUUUAGUAAUUAUUCAUAUUAAUUAAUAUAAAUAUAACAAUACAAGAUGAAGAGGUAGAAAAACUAUUGGUUUUACUUACUGCAAAUAUCUUGGAAUAAUUUCUAGAAAAAAAAAAUGUUUUAUAAAAAAAUUCUUGUCACAAAAAAAAUGUUUAAAAACUUAAAAAAAAAGUUGUAUUUGCAAUCGAAUCAAAUUUAAGAUUCCAGGAUAUUCUCGUUGUAAUGAAAACAAACAGUCCUACCUUCAUCGUGUAUAUCUCAAUUUAUAAACUCUAGACGAAAAAAACAGAACAAACAUAUAUACAACUUGCAAGGCAGUAAGCAUAUUAACUUUGACAAAAUAACAAAAAAAACAAUGAGAGAAAUCUUACUAAGAGAGAAAAUUCAAACGGCACUUCUGCCCCCGCGGUUUAAUUCAAAUAAAAAAAAAAAAAGAAAAAAACAAAAAAAAAAAAAAAAAACAUAAA
This is a messenger RNA of Episyrphus balteatus (marmalade hoverfly), 3476 nucleotides long. RefSeq names its product zinc finger RNA-binding protein 2 (gene Zn72D). The coding region runs from base 202 to 2931 and encodes 909 amino acids. Gene Ontology annotation, molecular function: zinc ion binding; double-stranded RNA binding; single-stranded RNA binding. The transcript has 2 exons. Gene Ontology annotation, cellular component: precatalytic spliceosome. Lineage: Eukaryota; Metazoa; Arthropoda; Insecta; Diptera; Syrphidae. The record is from RefSeq and is a predicted model, not a curated record.